Molecule: messenger RNA, 1098 nt
Organism: Ectocarpus siliculosus
Lineage: Eukaryota; Phaeophyceae; Ectocarpales; Ectocarpaceae
Source: the annotation of a GenBank genome assembly
AUGGCCCCGGCUGGACAGCGCUUAACAGCCGUCAUGGAGGUGCUCGUCCGAGAGCUAGCGCAGGAGAGAAUCGUCAGAUCACGCGCACCCUCCUCCGUAUCCAUAGCUAGCUUACGAGACUCGAAAGGGAGACGACGACAGGUUGGAAACCGGCAUAUGUCGACUUCCUUGGAGCUACCGCGCUCUUUAGGUGCCAAUCUCUCAAAAAGUGUGGGAGACGUCGCCGCCACCGACACCGGCACGUUCAGCGACAUUUCGGCUGGGUCGAUCCCAAAGACGAGCGGCCACCAGUCAGCGCUCAAAGCCGAAGGGGGGUCCGGCUCAGAUUCGCCCCCUGGGGGGCGCGGGGGCGGCUCCACGAUGACCGAGGCCGCAGGAGAUUCCAAAGAACGCUGCAAGAUGAGCCCUUUACAGGGCAAAAUGGGAGCAUCCCGCAAGAACCUCGGAGCUAGGACCGAAGGGGGGCGGGAGGUACCGCGAAAGCACCACACGUCCAGCGCAAAGCGAGGUCACGGGCACUCAUCGCCUCUCAAGGGAAACAGAGCAUCCAGUGCCGGAGGGGUGCUCAACAAGUUCCAAUUCAGCAAGGACGCCAUUCGAAGGCAGCAGAUGAGCCACGAGAGUUGGAUACCAGAUGAUCUCCGAAUGAAGAUGGUGAGACGAGGUAUGGCAGUGAUAAAGGAAAACGUGUUCGAGAGCGUAGCGCACGGGAGCGUGGUGAGGAAGGAGAAGAAACGAAGCAGUCGCAGCGAGCUAGAGAUCGUCAAGACUCAGGAAAAGUUCGGAACAAAGCACCAGCGGCCUUGCGCCUUGUGCGAGCAAAGCUUCAGCGAGGUCAACCUCGUCCUGGCCGUCCCAUUCAAGGUCUGCGCAUUCUGCAGCCAGUUGUUCCACGAUCCUCUGGGCUACCGCCCAACUUGGGAUAUGGAAGUUUCAAGGAUGCGCAAGAAGCGAGAACAGCUGGCGCGCGAAAAGGAGCGAGAGUACUGGGAUCCGCUCAGAAAGGCGACACAGGCCAAGGACCAGGAGAAUCAUGUCACGCCGCCAGCAGAGGUCAACCAGACUACAUCACCACCUUCCCUCCUCGCCGAAGCCUGA